ACUCAAGAAGUCCUAAAAAGAGAGUAUUUACCCAAAAAAAAAAUACUUAAAUUUUAAACAAAGGACAGCUCAAGCCCAAACCCGAACUCAUCUCGUGAAUAGUGAUAACUUCAAUUCACAAAUAAGGCAACAAAGGUUUUAGGGUUUUACUUAGGGAAGAGUAACUCAUAGUCGGAGAAAGAGGAGUAACAGCAGCAGCCAUGGCGAGCACCAAAGUACAAAGGAUUAUGACCCAGCCCAUCAAUCUGAUCUUCAGAUUUCUUCAGAGUAAAGCUCGAAUUCAGAUAUGGCUAUUCGAGCAGAAGGAUCUGAGGAUUGAAGGACGUAUUAUUGGUUUUGAUGAGUACAUGAAUUUGGUUCUAGAUGAUGCCGAUGAAGUCAAUGUGAAGAAGAAGAGCAGAAAGCAGUUAGGGCGGAUUCUUUUGAAAGGAGAUAAUAUCACUUUGAUGAUGAACACGGGGAAAUGAUAUCUUGUGAGCUGGACCUUGGAAGAAAUUCGAAUUUUUCUGGCAACUACCAACUGUUGGAACCACUUGCCUUUGUCCACAGGGAGCAGGAUGUUAGACGCACAUCAUUGAGUUUGAACUUCUAUUUCAUGUUUUUUCUAUAUGUAUAUUCAACAUGGUAUCGUUGAGUCUAAUACAGCAUGAAUGGCAUGAACUUCUAUUUCA
Molecule: messenger RNA, 671 nt
Organism: Capsicum annuum
Lineage: Eukaryota; Viridiplantae; Streptophyta; Magnoliopsida; Solanales; Solanaceae
Product: small nuclear ribonucleoprotein E
Exons: 6
Coding region: 201-467 (88 amino acids)
Biological process (GO): spliceosomal snRNP assembly; mRNA splicing, via spliceosome
Cellular component (GO): U1 snRNP; U4/U6 x U5 tri-snRNP complex; U5 snRNP
Molecular function (GO): RNA binding
Source: RefSeq, a predicted model, not a curated record